Phragmites australis (common reed) is the source of this 3523-nucleotide messenger RNA. Its product is annotated as protein LAZ1 homolog 1-like. Gene Ontology annotation, biological process: transport. The record is from RefSeq and is a predicted model, not a curated record. Bases 1843 to 3285 code for a protein of 480 amino acids. Gene Ontology annotation, molecular function: transporter activity. Lineage: Eukaryota; Viridiplantae; Streptophyta; Magnoliopsida; Poales; Poaceae. The transcript is spliced from 8 exons.
CCUGGCUCGUUUGGAUCGUUCUAAUUUCUUCUGAUCCCCCCUUCUUUGUUGCGAGCAGUCGAAUCCGAUUGUUUCCUACUUCGACGGUUACUCCAAUGCAUCCAGUUAGUCGCGGGAUUUUGUUUGCUACUGUGUGGAGUAGUAAUCUGAUCCAUCCGUGGUUCGAUUAGGUUCUUGUUGUUCGUCUUCAGCGCGUCGAUCUCAGUGUCCGAGUACGCGGAUUUGGGUCCCAUUACCCUAAACUCGUACUUACUACCAGUAGCGGUUUAUUUUUUUAAAAGGGGGUUUAAGUGAACCCAGUUAGUUGUUGGUUUUCAAGAUAUCCUAUAAUUGGUAAUGCAUUUUUUAGUAUCAUGUUGUUCUCGAAGUUAAGGAGGUCGUAGUUUAGCAGUCAAUGGCUAGUUUAAAUUGAAGAGAUUAGAUCGGACAGGGACACAAUUCUUACUAUUCAUUUUCAAGAAGAAUUAGAGACUAGAAAACAGGUAGAACAGGAGCUGUUGAUGUGUGCGGUGUGCCACACUGAGCUAUGUGUUUGUGACUUCGUGUGAUUGGUAUUUGGUGCCUGACAUCUGGAGAACACAUUGAUUGCAGGGUCUUAUUAUCUUUUAUUUUACUUUUGGUAACAGGAAUAUUAGAGAUUUCAAGUUCAGUCCUUCGGUUUUGGGAAUGUUCCAGUGGUUGUCCAUUGUUUUGCACAUUUCCUUAGCAAUAAUAGAAAUAUUGCACCAUUCGAGAAUGUAUAUUGAUUGCAGGGUCUUAUUAUAUUUUCUUUUACUUUUGGUAACAGGAACAUUAGAGCUUUCAACUAACUGUUCAGUCAUUCGGUUUUGGGAAUGUUCCAGUGGUUUUCCAUUGUUUUACGCAUUUCCUUACCAAUAAUAGAAAUAUUGCACCAUUGGAAAACUUAUAUUGAUCGCAGGGUCUUAUUAUAUUUUUCUUUAAUUUUGGUAACAGGAACAUUAGAGCUUUCAACUAACAGUUCAGUCCUUCAGUUUUGGGAAUGUUCCAGUGGUUGUCCUUUGUUUUGCGCAUUUCCUUAGCAAUGAUAGAAAUAUUGCACCAUUGGUGAUUGUGUUUGUAUGACUUUGUAGUGAAGAUUCGUUCAAUAAAUGCAGAAUUUUAUGCUAGUUAAUGUUGUCUGAAGUUUUUCUUUAGGAAUAUUGGGAAUAUUUAUCAAUAGGAAGGAGUUGUUUGUUAGCUCAGUUAUUAUAGGGUUGUUGUAUCCGUGGAAGAGUCCAAUAGUGUUUGCUUGGCCUAUUGUUGUAAUAUUGAAAAGAGGAAGCUGUUAUGCUUCAUUCUUGCAUUACUUUUUGUGGAAAAUGGUGAUGCACACCUGCCAACCGUUUAUUAUUUGAGACAUCCAUAAUUCAUGAGAGAAAUUAUGUUCAGAUGUUACAGAACAUGCAGUCAUGCUAACUUCAUAAUGGAAUUACCACAUAAAUAAAAGCUUUUGGUUGUGUCUUAGAUAUUGUUGACAAUUUCAUUGGCUGUGUGGUUCAAAUUCUAUAGGAGAGAAUUUUGAUUGCAAGUGUUCAAUCUUUGAUGCUCUUGUUUACUGAAGAUUUUGUUAAAAAGCAAAAACAUUCUAUGUAUGUUGCAUUCUUUGUUGUUAUGCUUUGGAAUUUUUAAUUAAAUAUUUUUCAAUAGGGAAGGGCCAGCAUGCUCUAUGUAGAAGUGUUGCAGGAGACUAACAUGAGUUUGGACGUAUUACAGAAGUACAAAAGAAGAUUUGCCCCUCAGUUUCUGAAUCCUUCAAUCCUCUAGCCUGUUGAAGAGCCAAACCAAGAGUUUUGGCUAAAGAGAACAAUCACAACUUUAGCCCACAUUACUGUCUCUGACAGUAUGGCACUGAAAAAUGCGAUCCGUUUCAUUUUGAUGCUGAUCCAUGUGAGCAGUUGUUUGGGUCGAUCAGGGAAUAUGUUUUCUCCUGGCUUUGUUUCAGUGUCAAAGUCAUUACCAAGCUGGCCGAUUUUGAGUGCAGGAACAUCUGUAACUGUUGCACUUGUUCUGUCCCUGUUUCUAAUCUUUGAGCAUCUCUGUGCAUACCAUCAACCUGAGGAGCAGAAAUUCUUGAUUGGUCUUAUUCUGAUGGUUCCGGUAUACGCUGUUCAAUCAUUCUUCUCGUUACUGAAUUCAAAUGUUGCAUUCAUCUGUGAACUGAUGCGGGACUGUUACGAGGCAUUCGCCAUGUAUUGCUUUGAGAGAUAUUUGAUAGCAUGUUUAGGUGGGGAAGAAAGUACCAUUAGGUUUAUGGAGGGUCAGCUUCAUAUCAAUGAGAUCUCGCCUUUGCUAGAUGCUGAUUAUGAUUAUGGCAUUGUGAAACAUCCUUUCCCAUUGAGCUGUUUUAUGAGAAAUUGGUACCUUGGUCCUGACUUCUACCAUGCUGUGAAAAUUGGGAUUGUGCAAUAUAUGAUACUGAAGCCUAUUUGUGCUGUCUUGGCAAUUUUUUUGGAACUUCUGGGAAUCUAUGGAGAAGGAAAGUUUGCAUGGAAAUAUGGGUAUCCAUAUUUAGCUGUUGUCCUAAAUUUCAGCCAGACAUGGGCAUUAUAUUGCCUUAUACAAUUUUAUACUGCUACCAAGGAGAAGCUGGAACCUAUUAAGCCCCUAUCCAAGUUUCUAACUUUCAAAUCUAUUGUAUUUUUGACCUGGUGGCAAGGUGUUGCUGUUGCAUUUCUUUUCUCAACUGGUCUUUUUAAAGGACAUUUGGCGCAAAGAUUGCAAACACGUAUCCAGGAUUACAUUAUAUGCCUUGAGAUGGGAGUUGCGGCGGUUGUCCAUUUGAAAGUAUUUCCAGCUAAACCUUACAGGCGUGGUGAAAGAAGUGUUCCAAAUUUUGCUGUCAUGUCUGACUAUGCAUCUCUGGGAGCUCCAGAUCCUGAAGAAGACACAGGGAUCAACAGCUUAACAAUCUUGCGAACUCCUCCUCCUGAUGGUAAAGACAGGCGGUUGAGUUUUCCACAGAGUGUUCGUGAUGUUGUGUUAGGAAGCGGUGAAAUUAUGGUUGAUGAUGUCAAAUAUACAGUUUCCCAUGUCGUGGAGCCUAUGGAGAGGAGUUUUACAAAGAUAAAUCAGACAAUUCAUCAGAUCUCUGAAAACGUCAAGCAGCUUGAGAAGCAAAAGAGGAAGGCAAAGGACGAUAGCUAUCUCAUUCCCCUGAAACCAUGGUCAGAGGAAUUUUCAGAAGCUCAUGAUCAUGCUGCGGGUGGUAGUUUUAGUGACAGUGGAUUAGGUAAGAAAAAGUACAUCAGGAAUUCAAAUAGGCUCAGAUUUGGCAGCUGCUUCUAGCAGCUAGCCUGUGUUAGUGGAUUAAUGGAUUUUGAUUUUGACCAACAGGGGACUAACUUUUAAUCCCAGCGUGUUCCUACAUCAUAGGACAUAGUGAGGAAAAACAACAGAAACUCUGACUAGUAGUAGUAGUUGGCAGGUGGCUUCAGACCUUCAGUUACCGCCCCUACUUCCUCUUGUUAAUAGCUGACCCUGGCUCGUUCGCUUUCAGGUGGCAGUAGUUACAUUGAGUUUUUUU